UCUGGUAUAUGUACAUAAAAAUUUUGAUUUUUCACAUUUCUUCUUUAGAAAGAAGCUUAUGUGAUCGACGCCCUCAUCAUUGUUGAGUAAAAAACAUGUUAAGACGUAAAAAAAACAAAAACAAAUUGUUAGAAAGAAGACCUCAACAUGUCCUCAGCAAAAAACAGAAAUAUUAUCGGAAGAGAGAUGACGAAGGAUCCGACAAAGAUAACAAGGCAGAAGUCAAUGAACAAUCGAUUAACUUCCCCAUGGCUAUGUGGGACAUGGAGCAUUGCGAUCCCAAGAAAUGCUCUGGAAAAAAACUUGCAAGACACGGUUUGAUAAAGAUCCUACGAUUGAGUGCACGAUUUCCAGGCUUGUGUCUUACUCCAGUCGGUGAUAAGUUCGUUCUAUAAUUCUAUUCUUGCUUUUUUACGCAAUGUAUGAUCCCUUGAUGUUAACCUUGUUGUUUGGCCGUUGUAUCGUCUACAGGAACGGUAAUUGUAGUAU
Atta colombica is the source of this 489-nucleotide messenger RNA. RefSeq names its product ribosome biogenesis protein TSR3-like. The record is from RefSeq and is a predicted model, not a curated record. The transcript is spliced from 3 exons. Bases 96 to 395 code for a protein of 99 amino acids. Gene Ontology annotation, biological process: maturation of SSU-rRNA. Lineage: Eukaryota; Metazoa; Arthropoda; Insecta; Hymenoptera; Formicidae. Gene Ontology annotation, molecular function: rRNA small subunit aminocarboxypropyltransferase activity.